This is a messenger RNA of Glarea lozoyensis ATCC 20868, 963 nucleotides long. RefSeq lists its product as uncharacterized. Gene Ontology annotation, molecular function: nucleic acid binding. The transcript has a single exon. The record is from RefSeq and is a predicted model, not a curated record. Lineage: Eukaryota; Fungi; Ascomycota; Leotiomycetes; Helotiales; Helotiaceae. Bases 1 to 963 code for a protein of 320 amino acids.
AUGCCUCUAAGAAAGGAGCUAACCCCUGGUAUGCGCGAUCGUAUCUGCGAGCUCUCGACUACACUUCAUUAUGGUCCUAAACGGAUACACACGCUAUAUCCUGAAUGGCCGAUUUCUACGAUUAAGAGUAUAAUUAAACGCGAGGCCUCUCGAGGAGCUAAAAACGAGUCAAGACCACGAUCCGGCCGGCCUCGUGCUCUUACAGAAGAGCAAAGGGAUCACAUCUACGAUGUUACGAAUCAUAUCAACCCCCAGAUCAAGAUGCGAGACCUCCUAUACUCUAUCGACGACGCUUGUAAAAAGCGGUCACUCCAAUACCUUUACCGGGAGAUGAAUAAGAGAAAAUGGAGGCAACGAAACCGACCUAAGAUUACACAAGCUUAUGCUGACGCUCGACUAGCCUGGGCUAUUGAGCACCAAACCUAUAGCCUAAUCGAUUGGCACAAGGUCUCCUGGUCAGAUGAGUGUACAAUUGAGAGAGGGAAAGGGGUUAAACUAGUGUGGACAUUUACUCGGCCUUGCGACCAGAUCCUUCUUAAGGAUAUACACCCAAUUCGAGGCUCUGGAAAGAGUGUUAGGAAGAUGCUUUGGGCAGCCUUUGGCUCAAAUCGUCGGACAGGAUUAAUACCUUUAGAUGGCGACCCAGAGGCUCCUCGAGGAGGGGUAACCUCGUGGGUUAUAAGGGAGGUAUAUCGAGCUUUUUUGCCAGAUAUUAUGGUUGAAGGAGGGGAGUUUAUGCACGAUAGGGCAGGUCCUCACCGGGGCCAUAUUGUUCUUGACUUUUUAAGGCAAUUAGAUAUUAAAGUAAUGAAAUGGCCCCCUUAUUCGCCAGACCUUAACCCAAUUGAGAACCUUUGGGCCUUAGUUAAGGCAGAGAUUUAUAGACUCUAUCCUGAGCUUGAAACAGCCCCUGAUACAGAGGCUACUCUUGAUCUACUUGUACAGGCAGCACAAGAGGCCUAG